This is a messenger RNA of Dovyalis caffra, 681 nucleotides long. Lineage: Eukaryota; Viridiplantae; Streptophyta; Magnoliopsida; Malpighiales; Salicaceae. The record is from the annotation of a GenBank genome assembly.
AUGGUGCAGUGCCUAGACGGAGUAAAGCAUUUGUGUGCUGCUGUAGCAAACUGUUGUGAUGCAGAUUUGUAUAAACAACCCAGAGGGCUGGAAGAUCCAGAAAUUCUUGCAAGGGAAACAGUGUUUAGUGUGAGUGAAAUAGAAGCGUUGUAUGAACUGUUUAAGAAGAUCAGCAGUGCAGUGAUUGAUGAUGGGCUGAUCAAUAAGGAAGAAUUUCAAUUAGCAUUAUUCAAGACAAAUAAAAAGGAGAGUUUAUUCGCAGAUCGGGUAUUUGACUUAUUUGACACAAAGCACAAUGGAAUAUUAGAUUUUGAGGCUUUUGCACGCGCUCUCUCUGUCUUUCACCCCAAUGCACCAAUUGAUGAUAAGAUUGAAUUUUCAUUCCAACUUUAUGAUCUCAAACAGCAAGGAUUUAUCGAGAGACAGGAGGUAAAGCAAAUGGUUGUGGCAACACUCGCUGAAUCUGGCAUGAAUCUGUCAGAUGAUGUAAUAGAGAGCAUUAUUGACAAGACAUUUGAGGAAGCUGAUACUAAGCAUGAUGGGAAGAUUGACAAAGAAGAGUGGCGAAGCCUUGUUUUGCGACAUCCUUCUCUUUUGAAGAAUAUGACUCUCCAAUAUCUCAAGGACAUCACCACUACAUUCCCAAGUUUUGUAUUUCACUCACAAGUUGAUGAUACCUGA